CGGGCACCCCCAGCCUCUCUCCGUCCGACCGUCAGUCUCGUCGCGCCCGCCCGCCCGCCCGCCGCCAGCCAACUAGCGUUGUCCCCGCCGCCGCGCCGCGCCGCGCCUUCUUCAGCUUCGCCAUUCCUCCGGAGAUCCCCGGGCACCUGAUCGACUGAUUCCGCACCGACCCACCCCCACUCUCCCUGCCCGCACCGAACAAUACCCCUCCGCAGCUUCCCUCCCCACUCCCCAGCUCCAGCCCUCUCGCCCUUCCCCCCCGCGCGGCGCCGCGGCUGCGGGGGCGAGGCCGCCACGCCAAUCGCCGCCACUCCCCUCUUGGCCGCAUCCUCUGGGGCCCUCUGCUGCAUCGAGCCCUCACUUGCGCGCUGGGCAACCACGCCUGCCCUCUGCCGAAGCGGAGGAACUCCUCUCCUGCAGCGGUCCUCCACCCUCCGGCGUGGAGAGGAGAUCCCAUCUAGACUUGAAUCCGCUGUCGUAUUCCUUUCCUAGUGGGCAAGUAAUGCUGGACAAAUGCAAGUUUGAGCACUGAAGACGUUUUGAUGGCCACCAAUUUGUGACCUUUGGCUUGGCUCAGAGCCUGAUUCUUCUAGCAGAAAUCACUGCAAUCAUUAUGAAGAGUAGCGAUGGAAACCGGAUCAGGUUACAGCCAAUGUGGCGAAAAGUUGCCUAUGGGGGAAGGCAACCAGGAUACGAUGACAACUACACCGACGAGUCAUUCCUCGAGGAAAUGGUUAUGAAUGCCAAUGUCGUCAAGAGGGACCUUCUGAAAGUGAUGAUCGACUCCGUCUCCAUUUCUCAAUAUCUCUGCAUCGUUGCUCUUGUGGUUUCGACAUGGACCCUGACGUUGAACUUGGACAUUGAUGAGGCUACCCUUCUCAAACUAGAUGUUGGUCUCCUACUGGUUGGGUUCUCUGUCCUAUUGCUCACGACUUGUCCAUUCUCGCUGAAGCUUCUGACAAAGUAUGUCCUCAACAUAUCAUUCUUCAUCAGCGGUCUUUAUGUUCUUGCGCCAAUUUACCAUACCCUCACUAGGUCCAUCAGUUCAGACUCGAUAUGGGCCCUUGCUGUAUCUCUUUUGCUGGUUCAUCUCUUUCUGCAUGACUAUUCUGGUUCAACUAUAAGGCCUCCAGGAGCACUCAACAAUCCAAAGUUAACCAGCAACAUCUCCUUGAAUGCGUCGAUAGUUGCAUCUGUCCUUGUGGCUUCGCGUCUACCAUCAAGGCUGCAUGUCUUUGCGAUCAUGCUCUUCUCCUUGCAAGUCUUCCUGUUUGCACCCCUCAUCACAUUCUGUGUCAAGAAGUACCACUUUAGGCUUCAUCUGCUGUUCUCCUUCGCAUUGAUGGUUGUGACCCUGAGUGUCACAUACCAGCUGCACCGAAUGUUCUUCAUUCUACUGUUGUCACUUCUUGUGUUUAUUUCAGUUGUUUGCCCUUACUGGCUUAUUAGGAUUCAAGAAUACAAGUUUGAGAUCAAUGGCCCCUGGGAUGAAGCAAAACUAUGCUUUGAUAUAACUGAAUGAAUAGCCGUGCUGCAUUGGUUUGAUUGUAUCCAUCUAUAGCUGAUGUGCUGCUAGUCAGUCUUUAGUGUAUUCAUGUGAAUGUAUAUACUCUUUUAACAUAUUUGUUCUGUUACCAUGAUUCUAACACAUGAUAUGCCUUUUUGUUCUGGAAAUGAUGUCUAACUAUUUAGUUUA
This is a messenger RNA of Panicum hallii, 1696 nucleotides long. RefSeq names its product phosphatidylinositol N-acetylglucosaminyltransferase subunit C. The record is from RefSeq and is a predicted model, not a curated record. Gene Ontology annotation, biological process: GPI anchor biosynthetic process. NCBI's taxonomy places the organism in Eukaryota, Viridiplantae, Streptophyta, Magnoliopsida, Poales, Poaceae. The coding region runs from base 614 to 1522 and encodes 302 amino acids. The transcript is spliced from 2 exons. Gene Ontology annotation, cellular component: membrane; glycosylphosphatidylinositol-N-acetylglucosaminyltransferase (GPI-GnT) complex.